Messenger RNA from Lindgomyces ingoldianus, 3660 nucleotides. RefSeq lists its product as uncharacterized. The record is from RefSeq and is a predicted model, not a curated record. Gene Ontology annotation, biological process: circadian rhythm; regulation of DNA-templated transcription. Gene Ontology annotation, cellular component: nucleus; cytoplasm. The transcript has 2 exons. Bases 398 to 3385 code for a protein of 995 amino acids. NCBI's taxonomy places the organism in Eukaryota, Fungi, Ascomycota, Dothideomycetes, Pleosporales, Lindgomycetaceae.
CUUCACACCAUGACCGACCACGCAGCCUCUCCUUAUGCCCGCCGCCGCCGGCGCUACGCUGCUCCUUUCCCUCCUCUCUUGUUCCCUCUGAUGCUUACAGUAGCGACGCACUACGGCUGCGAAUCUCCCCACAUCUUCCCAGUGUAUGCAUUAGCCGCGCUCCAUAAUAUUCCCACUCCUCCAGCUCUGUCCGAGCUGGCAGGCCACAUAGCCCCCCAUUACGACGGGUCCAAGCCUUACCCCUACAGCUCUCUUCAUAGCCUGAACGUUCGAUUUCACACAUCGACGCCGCCGAUAUACCUGCGCCGCCAAGCUAAAUUCCCAUAACAUCAGAUGGAAUUCCCGCACAGCACCUUGUCGUAUUCGUCCACUCUCAGCAGCAUAUUGUAGAGCUAUCAUGAACGAGACCCCAGGCUCAGUGCCCCGCCUGGCUUCCCACCCUCGCCGUCCACCAGCCCACAAAUCCGUCUCCCUUCGACAUAGUCCUCCGGCCGAUCGUCCCCAUAAGGGCAGCCGUCACCUGCCCCAGUCUACGCCGCAGAGUUCCCCCAAUGGCCCUGCGAGCGACAAAGCCAAUCCGCCGUCCACCGUCUCCCCAAUAGUGACCCACAAGCAGAGCUCCGGAGAGAGUAGCGACGCUGGCAAGUGGUUUGAAAACACCAACAACAAUGCGGCACAGAGCAACCCUUCUUUUGUCGACAAUGAUCCGCCCUUCUUCCUCCGCAACUCCUCCUCUUCGGAGACGCCUCCAGAUGGCCAAGAUCCUCGAACUGUUCCAUUACACGCUCAGUCAAUGAUGAUGUGCCAUCGGCCAGGGCUGACACAUUUCGGGGCCGAGGGCAGCAGUACCGAGGACUUCAGAAGCGUGAUCGACGACCUGACUAUUGCGAACAAGCGCCUGAAGCAGAAGUUGAGAAAGUAUGAGAGAAUGUACGAUGCUCACCUACAAAAUGAUAAACUGUUCGAGGUGCGUUUCCACGGAUUGCCUGACCACAAGAAAAAAGAGCUUGAAGAAUCCCUCCGAAAGUUCGCUGCCGACCUUGACAACAGCCCGCCCAGCGAAUAUCAACCCACAUCAUAUGCCCCUGGGCUCGACCACAAAACCGCCUCUUCGCGCACCUCGAGGUUCGCCGAGUCCGGAUAUGCCUCCCUAUCAGUCUCCGGUCAGAAUUCGAUCCCGUCUGCACAAGAUAGUGGUCACAAGAAGAUGUCGAAGUCGUCUUAUACCCGGCAACAGCAGAAUGUGCAGUCUUACCUACAUGAUAUUCCCGUUGGCUUGUUGCCGAAGCAUCCUGUGCCAAUGACAGAAAGGUCGAAGAAGAAGUUGGUUGUUCGCCGCUUAGAGCAGAUCUUCGCCGGAAAACGUCAAGUCCCUGGAAACCACCCCCAGCCGAUGCUACAGGAAGAGGUUGCUCAAUCUGCUGCCAUAGCCGAUCGACGAGCGAAAGAAGCUAGUGGUCAAAUAUACAAGCAAGAGGGACUUCGCGAAGCGCGCAUUAUGCCGGCGAAAGCAGGAAGCAAAGACAUUACUGGAUUCCAACCUACAGAGACUCCUCACAAGCGCCGCCCGUCUCUAGCAAUCAACGAGCAGGAUUUUGCAGACUCUGGAUCCCCCGACCAGAGGCCUACAAGACCAUUAGACUUGGAUCCUUCUCGCGCCCAGGUUCCCGAGGAGAAUAUGGAGUACAUCCGGCAUUUGGGAUUCACACCACCCGACAUGAUCUCCGGCAUAGCCCCAGAAGAUGAUCAUGGCUGGAUAUAUCUCAACCUCCUCACCAAUAUGGCCCAAUUGCACACUAUCAAUGUUACUCCAGACUUCGUCAAAGAGGCAGUCAACGACUACAGUUCAAAAUUCGAGUUGUCCCACGAUGGUCGCAAGAUUCGUUGGAGAGGUGGCCAUGAUGUAACCAGGAACAACGACAGCUCCUCUGACCAUUUCAGUGGCAGUUCGCUUUAUGGCAAUAUGACUGGAAGCAACUCCAAGUCGCCUGCGAAAUUGCCCAAGACUAGCCACAGCGGAAGCAGGGAUUCAAUGUUUGGUCCUAAAAGGCAGGCAACACGAAUGGCACGUGCAGCUAAGGAGAAAGGACAAGGAAAGCUUGCUUAUACUCCCCUUUUCUUCCACCAGGACGAUUCAGAUGACGAAGACGAUUUGUACAAUUUCGAUAUGCUGUCUUCGAGUUAUUCUCCAUUUCAAGGAGAGGCCCGCGGCAAUUCGUCGGGCUUCGCUAGUUCGGCGAUGCGAAGUUUAUCCUCGCGGAGAAGGCGCGAAGAUGGUCCCAUUAUAUUCUACAACGGAGCCAAGUUUUGCACUGAUUUAAGCAGCAAUCAGUGCGGCUCCAUGGUCGUGAACCCCACGUCAUACAAGAGUAUUACGACACAACCCAUAGGAGCAGCACCCAAGCCGUUAACAGAGCGCCAUGCCUCUGGGAUUGGAGAGUCAGGAAGGCCGCUGAAGGAUGCUUCACUGCAGGAUAUGGAUCUGGAUUCCACAGAAGGUGGGCGGACAGCAUCUAGUGAAGAAGACUUCACAUUGUCAACAGAGGCUCUACGAAACGAUAGUCUGGACGAUAGCUCGGAACCCAUGGAAUUUGAAGCAUCUGGAAUUGGCGGUGUACAACCCGAUGAUAAUUUUGAGAUCAAAGUCAAGCGUUCCCAUUUCCGCUCUAAGGAUUCAAAUCUUGUGCCUUUCCGGCAAACUACUUUGAAGCAUAGGGUAUACCCUCAUAGGAUACUUAAGGCUUUAAGAGAGCAGUUGUCAUCCAACGACGAAAAACGAUCAUUGCAGCCUAUCAUUAAGGAGGAGAUCAUAUCUGCAGCGCGUAAGAAUCUGCCUAACUCCACCCUCCCUCCUGCUUCCUUCUUACCAUUCGACUCCACAUCUUCGGGCGAUGUCGAUUCCGACCUCGAUUCAGAUGUAUCAUCAGGUCCCUCUUUAUCGAGUUCCUCUGAUGAAGACGACCCUGCAACUGCGCUCCCACUCCUCAAUAUUUCGCCCAUCUACAACAACAAACAAUACUCUUCCGGGAGUUGUAACGAAUCGCAAUCUGACGCUGACGACGGUGGUGUUGAUCUUUUGGCGACAGCUCGCAGACUAGAUCCGACAGCUGUCAUUGCAAGUGAACGCGAGUACGACGCCGCCUUCGCUGACCGCUUCGCAGAAGAAAUUCCAGCAGGGAGUUCUGCGGCCACAGCAGGGGGUGGAUCUGGAUUCAUUAGCCCUGCGUCCAAUUCCCUAGCCGAAGAAGAUAGAGAAAGGGGGAAGAAACCCGCAGAUGCCAGCAGAAGCGCAUCAGUUUCCCGCACAAAGAAUUUAAAGAGAUCUAGGACGAGCGAUAGUCUUGCUACCGCUUUGCAACCUGGAAAGUCGCAAAAGUUGGAGUGAAGGUAAAAUUAUCAAGUGUUUGGGUAUCUGAGGAAAAACGUAUAACGAUCUACGGCGCAAACCAUGUAUCACAGAAGGAGUUCAAGGAUGACUUAGGAUGGAUUGCAUCUGAUGGCGUUGAAUUUGUGUUACUUUUCUUUCCCACUUUAUACCCCAUACCUAUUCGUUCAAAAUGAGGAUUGCACGUAACGAGUUUUGGAUCUUUUGUAGUAGCAUUAUUACUACACCGAUUAGCGUGGUUGAGCAAUCGGUGACACGGUAUUGGUACAUUUCCU